Molecule: messenger RNA, 2153 nt
Organism: Entrophospora candida
Lineage: Eukaryota; Fungi; Glomeromycota; Glomeromycetes; Entrophosporales; Entrophosporaceae
Source: the annotation of a GenBank genome assembly
UGCUGGAUUGGAACCCGAGUUUAAAAAUACAAGUGAUAGUAAUUUAGAUGAUGAUGAUGCCAAGUUCUCCAGCAACUCUAUUCCUAUCGAAUCUCCGACGAGCCUAGAUAAUCAUGGUUGGGGCUCGAAUGAUCAAAAUGGUGGUGAUUUGUCGAAAACUGCUGCUGAAUUUGAACCCGAGUUUAAAAAUACAAGUAACAAUAAUUUAGAUGAUGAUGAUGCCAAUUUCGCCAAUACCUCUAUUCAUAUCGAAUCUCCGACGAGCCUAGAUAAUCAUGGUUGGGGCUCGAAUUAUCAAAACGGUGGAGAUUAUUGGUUGAAAAUUGCUGCCGAAUUUGAAUCAGAGCUUAAAAAUACAAGUGAUAACAAUCUAGAUAAUAAAAAUGAUGAAGGUUAUUGGGGCGCAAAAAAUAGAAGUAAUAGAUCUGAUAGCACUAAAAGAAACUAUAAUAAUAAUUAUAGUCAAGGUGAUAACAAUAGAAGAAGUAAUUCUGAUACCACCAAAAGAAACAAUGGUAAUAAUUAUCGACAAGAUGAUCACAAUAGAAGAAGUAAUUCUGAUAGAACCAAUAGUAAUAAUUACCAUCAAGAUGAUCACAAUAGAAUAAAUAAUUCUGACAGCACCAAAAGAAACUAUAAUAACAACUAUAGUCAAGAUGAUAACAAUAGAAGAGGUAGUUCUGAUAGAAACUAUAAUAAUAACUACAGUCAAGGUGAUAACAAUAGAAGAUGUAGUUCUGACAGCACCAAAAGAAACUAUAAUUAUAACUAUGGUCAAGAUGUCAGAAGAAAGAGUAGUCAAGAAAAUUUUUGUGGCAAUUGUAAACAAGUAGGUCAUUCAUCUUUUGAAUGUCCAGAAAACGAAAAAAAAGCAAAAAUGGCUUGGGAUAAAUUGUUAGCUGCAGACGCGAAAAAAGAUCUUGAAGAAGUCAAUGAAGCUUUUGAAAUAUAUACCAAGGCAGCACCCCACGAGACUUUUCAAUCUAUUGAAAUGAAAUUAAAAAACGUAAAGAGUAAUUGUAGAAUGAUAGCAAUUGAAAGAGAAGGAAUUCCUUUAACCAAAUGUAUAGCCGAUCUUCAGGGAAACAAAGGAAAGAAAUAUGUUGCAUCUUUGAUAAUGAUCCCGCCACAUACCCUUCCGCGAUCUGCUGGUAUUAGAGCACAGAGUGAACAAGAAAAUUUCGAUUGGUUGGCAGAUGCUGGACAAUUAGUUGAUGAUUUUUCUGCUCCAAUUUGUUUUAAUUGUAGGCAACGAGGUCAUCUCACUCGUGAAUGCACUCAACCAAAGCCUAUAUUAAAUAAUAGGUGUAAAAAUUGUGGAUCAAUUGAACACAGCACUAGGUUCUGCAAAAAUGAAAAUCGUAGUGAUGAUAAUCAACCUAAUAAUGAUAUACAUGAACGUAAUUUUGAUAAUGAAAAUAAUCACAAUAAUAAUAGAUCAUCACAUAUAAAAUGUUUCAAAUACGGAUCCACCGAUCAUAAUACUCGUAGCUGUACUCGUACUCGCGAAGGAAAAGAUUCACAACGGCAACAACAACUAGAUUUCGUAGGAGAAGGAGACCAUUACGGAUAUGGUCAUAAUAACAAUGAAUAUAACAAUGCUUUUGGUAGAUUCUUUGGAAUAAAAUGUUAUACAUGUGGAUCCCAUGAUCAUCAUACUCGUUAUUGUACUCGUCGUGGCGGAGUAGACUUACAAGAGCCACAAAAACCAAAUGGAGGACGCAAUAACAAUGAAGACGUUACUUUUGAUGAUCCUAACGAUAAUAACAACAAUAAUAGCCUAUUCAAUAAAGAAUGUUUCAAAUGUGGAUCUUCUAGGCAUAUUGCUCAGUAUUGUACUCACAAUUCAGAAGAUUCGCAACAACAACAAACACCGACAUUUGUAGGAGGAGGAAGAGACCGUCACAGAGAUAGUCGUGAUGGAGAAAAUAAUAGCUUUGGUAAAUUAUAUAAUAAUAAUAAUAGCCUAUUUAAUAAAAGAUGCUGCUUCAAAUGUGGGUCUCCAGAACAUCUUUCUCGAUAUUGCACUGACUCACCACCACAUAAACAACAAAUACCAAGAGAUCGGUAUAGAGAUAAUAAUAAUCGAUUUGAAGGUCAUGGAACAAAAAGAUGUUUUAAAUGUGGAUCGUCUGAACAUCUUGCUAAUUAUU